CUCUCUUUCCUCCUUCCUUUCUCCCCCCUUUUUUUUUGCAAAACGCGUUCAGAACAGGAUCUGGUUUAUUUUUCCAAAAGGGAUUUAGAAAAUUCAAGCAUUUCCUGCAACAAAGGAAAAAAGAAAGGAAGUGAGAAGGAAGGAGUGAAGAAAGGAAAAGAAGAGAAGAGAAGAAGGGGAAAGGGUUUUGGAGAGCAGGUGAGCUCCGCAGGUCAAAGGAAGGAAGGAGCAGUCUCCGCUUCCUGCAGGAUGAAGAGGGAGGCCCAGGGGCCAGCUGGUGGGGCCUGGCGCAGCCCCACUUCCGAGGAGGAGGAGGAGGACGAGCCCGCCUGGGGUCCGGCGGUGCGCAGCGUGCUGGAGGGGAGCCCCGGGCGCUGGGCCGACCAGGUCCGCCACUUCCGGAGCUACUGCUUCCGGGGCUCCCGGGGCCCCCAGGAGACCUGCGCCCGGAUCCGAGCCCUGUGCCACCAGUGGCUGCAGCCGGAGAAGAACAGCAAGGCCCGGAUGAUGGACCUGGUGGUCCUGGAGCAGUUCCUCAAGAUCCUGCCCCCCGAGAUGGAGGCCUGGGUGCGGGACCGGAGGCCCCAGAGCAGCGCCCACGCCGUGGCCCUCGCCGAGGCCUUCCUCCCGCCACAGGUCCCUGAAGUCAAGAAGGAGCCCGUGGUCAAGAAGAAGACCCUGCAAGGGGAUGGCCGAGUGGCUGCACCUCCAGGAGAAGACAUGGAAGUUGGAGACCACAAACCAGCUGUGAAGGUUCCUUCUAGGUUGCUUUUUCCUCAAAGUGGAAUGGACACUCUGGACGUCCCACCAAAUGAGGAUCCAGUGGAUGUGAAAGAGAAGCUUGACUCUUCCACAGAAGAGGAUCCACUCUUGCCCGACCUGGGAGGGAGCACGUUGCUCAUGGAGGUCGUGGAGGAGCGCUUCGAGAGCGUGGCCUCCUCAACCAAAGGUGAUUCCAAGGCGAAGAGUAAGAAGGAGACAACUGUUGGAAGCCACGGCUGGGACCACGACGCAGCCUACAUUUCCCCUAAAGGGACUUACCUGCCCCAAAUGCCAUCUCUCGGGGGAAAUCCCCCAGGAAACGAGAGAAGCCAGCCGCAGCCUUCUGAGUUUGAGAAGAGCUUCCUUCAGCAGAUCUUCCGAGGCAAAGGCGAGAGGGCAGCUCCAUCAGGAGAGAAGGAGCACCGGUGUUUGGACUGUGGCAAGACCUUCAACCUGGCUUCGAGGCUGAAGCUACACCGGAAGAUCCACUCCGAGGAGAAGCCCUUCGAGUGCCUCGAGUGCGGGAAGCACUUCCGCCACAAGGGAAACCUCAACACGCACCAGAGGAUCCACCUCCGGGAUAAACCCUUCCGCUGCGAGGAGUGCGGCCGCUGCUUCGCCCACAGCUCCAUCCACCAGAAGCACCUCAAGUUCCAUGAAGCCAGGAGGGGCCUUGGGAAGGAGAAAGGCGCUUCGGCGCGGAUCGGGCCUCAAAGGGAUCGUUCGCUCAACGGAGAAGCAACGCAGAGAGGUGUUCCUCCCAAUGCGGGUCGACCCGACGAAGCAGAAUUUACUCCAGCGUCGGCUAACCAGCAGGAUCCAUCUCAAGGGGUUGAAUAGGAUGAAGCUCUCCGAGGCAUUCCUCAAAACGGGUGGCCUGGGAGUUGUAGUUUAGCAGCAUUGUAAAGAUGCCAUGCAAUUUUCGAAACCCUGAUUUUAAGGGUGAUAGGAACUCUGGCUUAUAGGAAAGGCCUUGGUCCCGUUGGGCACGGCUGGGAAUUAAUUGGGCCGCGUUUUGUGCCCGCCUGAAUCGUCCCCCGAUAUACUCCUUUUUGACCCACCCCAAGACCGAAAAUAAGCCAUGUUUUGUCUCUCAUUUCCAGAGCAACACCUUCAUAGGUUUUUCAGGGACGACUUGAGUCCGUGGUUUAUUAAGUUGGGACUACUUCCUUUUCUAAAUGCCCUCACGCUGUGGUGGGUUGGGUUCAGUUGUGUUUAAUUAAAGGCAAUUGGCUUGUU
This is a messenger RNA of Anolis sagrei ordinatus, 2001 nucleotides long. The record is from RefSeq and is a predicted model, not a curated record. Lineage: Eukaryota; Metazoa; Chordata; Lepidosauria; Squamata; Anolidae.